This is a messenger RNA of Abrus precatorius (Indian licorice), 1280 nucleotides long. Its product is annotated as ras-related protein RABE1c-like. Gene Ontology annotation, cellular component: plasma membrane. The transcript is spliced from 9 exons. The record is from RefSeq and is a predicted model, not a curated record. NCBI's taxonomy places the organism in Eukaryota, Viridiplantae, Streptophyta, Magnoliopsida, Fabales, Fabaceae. Gene Ontology annotation, biological process: protein secretion; regulation of exocytosis. Gene Ontology annotation, molecular function: GTPase activity; GTP binding. The coding region runs from base 315 to 962 and encodes 215 amino acids.
AUCCUAGUAGUGUGGUGGCACAUGCGCAAGCAGCGUAGGAACAGGAACCAAGUGAAAAAGUGUCUCCCACCAUAGUCGGAGAAACUAGGUUGUAUCCUACACCCGCUGUUCUGGUUAAUCAAAUUUUCUGAUAUUUCAAAAAAAUAACAAAAUUAAGCACCGCUCCUUUCUCGGUUAAAAUCUCUUUGCUCCUUCACUUCAACUUUGGAGAUCCCCUUUCUCUCCCAUUCCUCUUUCUUUUACGGAUCUGAUAGGGAUACAUAUAGUUGUAUUUUUGUUGCAAUUCCUAGAGAUUCAUCGAUUAUUGAACGUUGAUGGCUGCUCCACCGGCAAGGGCGCGUGCGGAUUACGAUUAUCUCAUAAAGCUUCUCUUGAUCGGCGACAGCGGUGUCGGAAAGAGUUGCCUUCUACUGCGAUUCUCUGAUGGUUCUUUCACAACUAGUUUCAUCACAACCAUAGGCAUUGAUUUUAAGAUAAGAACCAUUGAGCUGGAUGGAAAACGGGUCAAGCUCCAAAUUUGGGAUACUGCAGGUCAGGAGCGGUUCCGAACAAUUACAACUGCUUACUAUCGUGGUGCUAUGGGCAUAUUGCUAGUCUAUGACGUUACAGACGAAUCUUCAUUUAACAAUAUUAGGAAUUGGAUUCGUAACAUUGAGCAACAUGCUUCAGACAAUGUAAACAAAAUAUUGGUGGGGAACAAAGCUGACAUGGAUGAAAGCAAAAGGGCUGUGCCAACCUCGAAAGGCCAAGCACUGGCCGAUGAGUAUGGAAUCAAAUUCUUUGAAACAAGUGCAAAGACAAAUCUAAAUGUGGAGGAAGUUUUCUUCUCUAUUGCAAGAGAUAUAAAACAAAGGCUUGCUGACACUGACUCUAAGGCCGAGCCGGCAGGAAUUAAAAUCAAUCCACAAGAUCAGGCAGCCACGGCGGGGCAAGCUGCGCAAAAGUCAGCUUGCUGUGGUUGAAGAGGCAAACAUUAUGUAUGUGGCCAAGAACAAGAAGGAAAGAGGAAAAUAUUUAUAUGGACGAUAAAUUGAUGAUGAUUUGUGCUUUGCGCUGACAUUAUCAUUCUUUCAUAGUUUCUACAUUCCAAGAUGCUAUAUAUAUAUAAAUUCAAAGCUAGAUGUGAUUGUGUCAUUGCCCCGUAUGUUGUUUGGUUGGGACAUGAAUCCAUCAAUCGUUGAUUUUUGAAGGGUUAUAAAAUUAUAUCGACCCCAGUCUUAGUUUAAAAAAUUACAGCAAUUAUUUCAUUUUAAAUUCUACUAAGGAAAUUUUUUCUUGUG